CAGGUCCACAUCACGUGAUCCAACCGAACGAAAUUCCCGAGCUCUGACGUUGAUGCAACCGACGAAGCGGCAGGUCGAGCGGUUUCUCGAUUUCUAACAUAACCAAUUCCCACCCAUCCACCAGCCAUUGACCCUCCCAGCCACCAUGCGACGGACCUUCCGCCUCUUCGCGUCCGUCAAGCCGGCGCGCUAUCUCGACCCCGGCGCGCCGACCGGUCUCACGGGCCUGCUCACUCACGGCUCGCCGCGGAGCACUCUCCUCUACCUGUACUCCAGCACCCUCGAGAAGCUCAACGCUGUCCCCGAGCACUCGCUGUACCGCCAAUCGGUCGAGGCCCUCACGAAGCACCGCAUGUCCAUCGUCGAGUCGGCCGUGGCCCCGGGCUACCCGGAGUGGGCGGAGCGCGCCCGGAAGCUCGUUACCGAGCACCCGGAAAAGUUCCAUAUCUACCAGUCCGGGCGGGUCGACGGCACGCGCGCUAUGCGCAUCGAGAGCGGCGGGCAGGUCUUUGUUGUCAGGCACUUGCCCAAGGACGUUGACGAGAGGGAAGAGGAGUGGGAUGGCGAGAUCAACGAGGGGCCCGAGCUCGAGGGUCCGCGGACCAGGGAGGAGAGGGCCAGCCAGGCGUUGAUUGCUGAGCGGAGAGAUCUGAAGGAUCUUGAGCAGAUCGAAUGGGAGGCAGAGCCGCAGUUGACGGCGGAUCAGAUCUCGGAGCUGGAGAACAAGAUCGGAGCCGGCUUGAUCGAGGAAGUCAUUCAGGUUGCAGAGGGCGAAAACCAACUUGUCGACACCAUGAUCCAGGCCAAAGUCUGGGAGAACUUGGAGGAGCCGCCGGCAGAAGGCCAAUGGGUCUACUUUGAGCGGAAGGCAUGAAGAGCGGCACUGGCCUUGGGAGAAUAACAUUGUGUUAGAAGAGGACCGAGCUGUGCCGUGUACAACAUCUCAGGCGCAUUGUACAUACAUUUAAACGAAUGAGAAACGGCUCCUCGUGGGCCCUAGGGGUUCCCAUGCGUGCACUUUUGACUUUGACUCUGGUUGCGUCCACUUGAUCCCGACUGCGGUACUCUCGAUCCCGGAUUUGAAUUCUGUGAGUGUCGGUAUCAGAAGCAGAUCACAACGUCAGAGUCGAAGGAUUCAAUGGUCUCGAUCAACUAGACUCCCCUCAGUUUUGCCCUGUAAUCACGGCUGUUUAGUUUAUGCCUCGUAGUAGUAGUAAUGACUUGACUGGUUGCUGUAUAUAAUUCAAUCUUGGUUGGAAG
This is a messenger RNA of Phialemonium atrogriseum, 1260 nucleotides long. Its product is annotated as putative nadh-ubiquinone oxidoreductase. Gene Ontology annotation, biological process: respiratory electron transport chain. The record is from RefSeq and is a predicted model, not a curated record. The transcript has 3 exons. The coding region runs from base 146 to 874 and encodes 242 amino acids. Lineage: Eukaryota; Fungi; Ascomycota; Sordariomycetes; Cephalothecales; Cephalothecaceae.